AUGUCGUCUAACCUCAUUACCGUGGCCUCGCCGCCUGAGGACGCCAUCUCCGCCCUGAAGUUCUCGCCCAACCCCGACUCGACUCGCAUCGUUGUAUCGUCAUGGGACAAGAAUGUCUACCUCUAUGAUCUGCGCGACGAGAAUGGCGCAGUUGGCGAGGGAAAACUGCUGCAGAAGUUUGAACACCGCGCGCCUGUGCUCGACGUGUGCUUUGGCGAGAACGAGAACGAGAUCUACACAGCUGGACUGGACUGGGACGUUCGAAAGAUUGAUACCAAUACUGGUGAACAGACUGUCCUGAGCAGCCACGAGGCUGGCGUACGCAAUGUUGUCUACAGCCCCGAAUACAAACUCGUCAUCUCCGGUUCAUGGGACUCGACUCUCCACGUGCACCGUCCUGAAGCUGGCACGAACACCGAAUACAUUCCCGCCGUCAUUCCCCUCCCCUCGAAGCCCUUCUCGCUGUCCAUCACUCCUACCAAGCUGGUCGUCGCUAUGGCGUCCCGAUCCUUCUACAUCUACGACCUGAAGUCCUUGGCCCUCCUUACGGCACAGGCUGAUGGCGCCUCGACUGACGGCAACAAGGUGGAAAUCGAGCCAUGGCAGCGACGCGAGAGCAGCUUGAAGUUCAUGACGCGCUGUGUCGCCUGCAUGCCCGACGAUGCCGGAUAUGCCUGCUCCAGCAUUGAAGGCCGUGUGGCCGUUGAGUGGUUCGAUCCAUCGCCCGAAUCUCAGGCCCGCAAGUACGCUUUCAAGUUCCAUCGUCAGACUACCGAGGAUGAUGUCGACAUUGUCUACCCCGUCAACGCACUGGCUUUUCACCCUGUGUAUGGCACGUUUGCUUCUGGCGGCGGCGAUGGUGUUGUUGCCAUCUGGGAUGGCAUUUCCCGACGCCGCAUUCGCCUGUACCACAAGCAUGAGUCUAGUGUGGCUGCCCUCGCAUUCAGUGGGAAUGGAAAUUACCUCGCCAUUGGCGUCAGCCCUGGCUUUGAGGAUGGCAAGGAUGAUAUGGCCGAGGGAGUCGUCAAGAUUUACGUUCGCCAGCUGGGCGAGACAGAGGCGAAGCGCAAGAGUGCCAAGUAA
Molecule: messenger RNA, 1083 nt
Organism: Penicillium argentinense
Lineage: Eukaryota; Fungi; Ascomycota; Eurotiomycetes; Eurotiales; Aspergillaceae
Product: WD40 repeat domain-containing protein
Exons: 3
Coding region: 1-1083 (360 amino acids)
Biological process (GO): mitotic spindle assembly checkpoint signaling
Cellular component (GO): bub1-bub3 complex; mitotic checkpoint complex; kinetochore
Molecular function (GO): ubiquitin binding
Source: RefSeq, a predicted model, not a curated record